AAACGAAAAAAAAAAGUAGUUAUCUCUUUGAAUAAAAAAUGAAAAGCAAGUAAAAAGAAAAAGUGGAAGAAUGCACUAAGUGAAGAUCACGGGUUGUGAGUCUUGUGAGUCAUAUCUCAUUUAAGAUCAUCAACAUCAUCAUCUUCUUGCAAACCAUUAUAUAAGCACUUUCAUGCACAAUGCAUUCCUUCGUCAAACCUCACAAGAAUCACAUUCCCUCACUCUUUCUCUACCCUAACAUCACUUCUUCUUGAAAACAGUUCUAAGGUAGGUGUCAGAGAAAAAGAGAGUCCUCAAACUCUAUUUUUUCCACCAAAAAAAAAAAAAACUUCUCAUAAUCACCAUAUAAAACACCACCACUACAAAAAUGUUAAAGCACAAUCACAGUCUCAAGCACUUUCUUCUCUUUCUUUUCUUCUUCGUCACUUCCACCACAGCAGCAACCGGCGGAAGGAAGCUCCUUUUCGACAUGUCAAGCGGCGGUGCACCGUCCUCCGGAAACCCCACAGGGGGCACUGGUUCUGGCCGUGGUGCAAACUGGGAAUACAGCUGGGGAUGGGGCUCCGCACCCGGCACCGGCUAUGGGUUUGGAUCAGGUUCGGGUCGUUCUCCCACUGGUUUUGCCAGAGGAUAUGGAUAUGGAUAUGGAUCCGGUUCUGGGUCUGGCUCCGGAUAUGGAUAUGGCUGGGGUAGUGGUGGUGCUCGUGGCGGUGGUUAUGGGUCUGGAAAUGGUUCGGGGAACUCUGGUGGCGGUGGCUACGGUGGAGGAAAUGGUGGUGGUGAUAAUAAUCGGAUUCCAUCGGCAUCUAAGAGCAAAAGCAACCAUGGGUAAAUUAUUGUAACAUGGAGCUAUAUAUAUAAAGAUAUAUAGCUAGCUAUGUGAUAGAGUAUAACAUUACUAUAUCUAUAAUUACUAUGUUAUAUAUGAAAAGAAAAAUGAAUGGUGGAAGGUUAAGAGGUUCCGAGUGUAGAAUUUUAAGAUGCAAAACUUUUUUAUAAAUAAAAUGGUUUAUUUUCUUACA
Molecule: messenger RNA, 1022 nt
Organism: Vigna umbellata (rice bean)
Lineage: Eukaryota; Viridiplantae; Streptophyta; Magnoliopsida; Fabales; Fabaceae
Source: RefSeq, a predicted model, not a curated record